Molecule: messenger RNA, 1715 nt
Organism: Pyrus x bretschneideri (Chinese white pear)
Lineage: Eukaryota; Viridiplantae; Streptophyta; Magnoliopsida; Rosales; Rosaceae
Product: anamorsin homolog 2-like
Exons: 5
Coding region: 1075-1419 (114 amino acids)
Biological process (GO): iron-sulfur cluster assembly
Cellular component (GO): cytoplasm
Molecular function (GO): iron-sulfur cluster binding
Source: RefSeq, a predicted model, not a curated record
AAGGAAUUAAUCACUAAUAAGUUGUCAUCUGAAUCUUACACAUUCUUUGUUAAUUGAAAACAUUUGGAAAUUUCUUUUCCAUUUUUUCUUUGUUUUUGAUUUUUUGAUUUUAUUUUGAAUUUUUUAAUUUUUUGAUUUUUUUGAUUUUUUUUCGUGCAGUUCAUUUUAAAAAAGCAUAAAUAAAUAAUUGGGCGCCAAGCCGCCAAGUAAUAACAAAAGCAGAAGCCCACACCGCAAUUCACAAAUCAGAGAGUCGGAACCGGAAAAUAAAUUCACGAUAAAAAGUAGCUUGGAGAAGAGAGCUUGAAGUCAUGGCGAAUCCGGCUUCGAUCAAACCUGUGAGUCCAGCUUCGUUUUCUUUCUUUUCUCUUUGAUCUUUCCUUUUCGAUAUUUGCCGCUGAAAUUGCGUUUCGGUUCUUGCGAUCUUGAGUUGAUUUGUCGCUGAAAUUUGAGUUUCUGUACUUGCGAUCUUGAAUUGAUUCGUCACUGAAUUUGAUCUGUGCUUUAAAUGUGUGCUGCUGCUGUUGAUUCAUCGCUGACAUUUGCGUUUCGUUGCUAAAAUAUGAUGCUGCAUUGUAUUAUUUUUGAGUUGUAGUGUCGCACUAGAUUGCGGUAAUCUUCGAAGUUUGCUUAGGGUUUUGCUCUUCUCUGUUCUUAUCUUGCAUUCUAUAAUAUAAUUACUCUAGUAUCACCGAUGUUUUCCGUCGAUCUUGAGGUCUUUGUUUGAGAUCUUUGAUUCUUGCAAGUUCGUGGAACUACGACGGCUGUGUUCGAUUGAAUGCAAUUUCACCAACACGAAUUUGAGUUUGAUUCUUAGAGAUAAUGCUUGAAUUAAUUUGUGCGUUAGCGUUGAUCAUGGAUUUGUUGAACAUGUCCAAUCGUGGUAGCUGCUAAUUAGUCGAUUUCAUUUUAAUUUGGUCUCUUCUUUUUAUGUAGGUGGAUUUGUAAAAAAUUGAGUUAGAAGAUGAUGGUCUGAUUGAUGAGGAUAGUUUGUUGACAGAGGAGGAUAGGAAGAGACCGGUUCUACCUGUUGCAGUUACAAUCCCAAGUAAACCACCUUGCAAGAAAGUAGAGAUGGUAGUCUCCCACCCCAGUAGAUUUGAACAUUUGCAGCUCGCAAUGUGGCAGUGCAUUUUAAGUAUAUCUGCUCUUUUGUUUAAUUUGUACAAUCUGCAGUGUGGACUUGGGGAUGCUUUUCGAUGCUCUGCAUGUCCUGUUAAGGGUAUUCCUCCAUUCAUACUAGACAAGAAGGCAGGCUGUGCUGUUGAUUUCACCAAUUUCGAGAGGCAUUGUGACUUUGAAAGAUGCAAAAAAGAGGAUGCUUUUCGUUGCUCUGUGUGUCCUUUUAAGGGUCUCCCUAGUUUGGAAACAGGCAAUAAGGUACAUUUGUCGGCCAAGUUCAGUGAACCAGACAGCUAGACUUGUUGGUGCCGUCUGCGGAAUGAAGUUUUGGUACAGAAUGGUCAACUAUGUGAUGUUGAAUGGUCCCAGAUACUACUACUAUGUUGUAAAUUCACUUUCCCAAAUCAACAAUUUUUACCGUAGAUAAUUGGUAGAAACAUAUCGUACAUGUACUCAGGCGAUAGAGAUGUGGGCAUGUAUAUAAAUAAGCAGGCUUUUCAGGAGCAGGUGGUGUUGGAUUUGCCCAGUUACAUCUGUCGAGAAUGGCUUUUGUAUAUGGUUCAUGAAUCUGUGAACGCUUUAAGUUUCUCUGA